This is a messenger RNA of Hibiscus syriacus, 810 nucleotides long. Its product is annotated as 40S ribosomal protein S14-like. Gene Ontology annotation, biological process: ribosomal small subunit assembly; maturation of SSU-rRNA from tricistronic rRNA transcript (SSU-rRNA, 5.8S rRNA, LSU-rRNA); translation. The record is from RefSeq and is a predicted model, not a curated record. The transcript has 6 exons. Gene Ontology annotation, molecular function: mRNA 5'-UTR binding; small ribosomal subunit rRNA binding; structural constituent of ribosome. The coding region runs from base 88 to 540 and encodes 150 amino acids. Lineage: Eukaryota; Viridiplantae; Streptophyta; Magnoliopsida; Malvales; Malvaceae. Gene Ontology annotation, cellular component: cytosolic small ribosomal subunit; ribosome.
AAGCUAGUUUCGUUGGAGGCUGAAGCUCAGCGAACGCGCUCGCGUUAAACUCUAGUUUUCGAGCUCUCUAUCAUUUUGCCUGAAGCCAUGUCGAGGAGAAAGGUUAGGGAGCCUAAGGAGGAGAAUACUACCCUUGGACCUGCUGUUCGAGAGGGCGAAUAUGUUUUUGGGGUGGCUCACAUUUUUGCUUCAUUUAAUGACACAUUUAUUCAUGUGACUGAUUUGUCUGGAAGGGAAACAAUGGUUCGCAUAACUGGUGGUAUGAAGGUGAAAGCCGACAGGGAUGAAUCUUCUCCUUAUGCGGCUAUGCUUGCUGCUCAAGAUGUUUCUCAACGCUGCAAGGAGUUGGGUAUUACUGCCCUUCAUAUAAAGCUCCGAGCUACCGGAGGGAACAAGACGAAGACCCCAGGUCCUGGUGCCCAAUCAGCACUUCGAGCCCUUGCUCGUUCCGGCAUGAAAAUUGGUCGAAUAGAGGAUGUUACCCCUAUUCCCACGGACAGUACCCGCCGAAAGGGUGGCAGACGUGGAAGAAGGCUGUGAUUCUCUGCUUCAUAUAUGUUACACAGCUAUGGCUGCAGUGAUGCUUGGAAUUAUCUUUCUCUAAUGAACAAUUUUUCAUUUACAAUCAAGCUUGUUUUGCCUAUUUCACUUGCUGAACGUUAGUUUCUGGAGUGGAUUUUAAUCUUUUAUCUGGAAAGACAAUCUUUGGAACUACCAUUUAAUAUUCUUAGUUUUCUAUGUGGAGGAUGUGGUUGUGGCCUUAUCGCCAAUGAGAACUUCCUACUUGUUCAAUGGUGAUAAUAUUUUCAA